AUGUUACUUUUGAUCACAGCACUGAGCUUGUUAUCUUUGGUAAACAGUAUAUUCUUCCCAAUUUAUCCGAGGCUGAAACUGCCAUCGAAGUCAAGCAAAGAAGCAGGACACCCAGUAUUUGUGACCCCUUAUCUCAAAAAGGGCCUAAUAUGUGCAGCGCAGAAUCUCACCCGCGUGCAUUUACCAGAUGUACCAGAAGUUGCGAGUCAUGCCGGGUUCUUUACAGUUGACAAAAAAUACAACUCCAAUUUAUAUUUUUGGUAUUUUCAUCCUUUUUCUAGGAACCAAACGGCACCAGUGCUUUUGUGGCUUCAAGGGGGACCGGGAAGUAGCUCUCUAUACGGACUCUUCGUAGAAAUAGGACCCCUAAUGGCCUUUAGAGGGAAAAUUGUUCUAAGAAAGUAUCACUGGGCUCUGCACUACCACUUAAUAUUCAUUGACAGCCCAGUCGGAACUGGAUUCAGCUUCACACAAAAUACUAAAGGUUACUGCACCAACCAGGGUUGCAUCGCCAAGGCCCUGUACUGCGGUUUGAGACAAUUUUUUCAAUUAUUUCCACAUUUAGCACACAACGAUUUUUACAUAACCGGAGAAUCUUACGCGGGGAAGUACAUACCGUCUUUAGGAAUGAUGAUCCACAAAGAAAAUGCUAAAUCAAAAAUUAAAAUUAAUUUAAAAGGUAUGGCGCUGGGGAAUGCUUACUCCGAUCCCUUAAACCAGUUGGAUUAUGGUAAUUUCCUGUAUCAACAUGGAUUGUUGGAUAAUUACCAGUUGGGAGUAUUUGAGAAAAGUCAAAAAGAAAUUUACUCAGCAAUAAAGAGUGAAGCGUGGACGCAAGCGAAUAUAUUGAUGGACCGACUGAUGGACGGGGAAGUGACACAUUUUGCGCUCUUUAAAUUCUACACAGGGUAUAAUUACUAUUAUAAUUUUCUGCAGUCGACAUCGAUAGACGAAAAGACGCCAUUUAUGAAGUUGUUAAAUAAGAAUGAUGUGCGACGGAGUAUACAUGUGGGGGGGAGGUCGUUCCAGGACGGGGAGACAGUUCAGCUGAUGCUGUCGUUGGAUAUGAUGCAGUCGGUCGCGCCGGCGAUCUCCGAGCUACUGUCACAUUACCGCAUGCUCUUCUACAACGGACAGCUGGACAUUAUCGUGGCAUACCCGCUCACAGUCAACUUUAUAAACAAUUUAAACUUCUCCGCUUCCGACGAAUAUAAAAGAGCCACAAGAAUUAUUUGGAAAGUUGGCAAAAACAUAGCUGGGUAUAUAAAGACCGGCGGGAACCUUACCGAGGCGUUAGUGAGGAAUGCUGGUCACAUGGUACCGAAGGAUCAGCCAAAAUGGUCACUGGAUUUGAUUCAAAAAUUUAUCAAAAAUGAUUACAGAUAG
This is a messenger RNA of Spodoptera littoralis (African cotton leafworm), 1386 nucleotides long. Lineage: Eukaryota; Metazoa; Arthropoda; Insecta; Lepidoptera; Noctuidae. The record is from the annotation of a GenBank genome assembly.